UCCAAUGAAUGUCGCUAGGGCUCACUGAAGCAGAAAAAACGAACGCAUUCAGGACGCCGUUGAAUGCGUUCGACACACGUUGAUCCCUCAUAUUUCCAUGUUACUAGGAAUUGUUUCCACUCAGGAACAGAAAGGUUAUAUACUAACUAACGGACAUGAACCAGGACCGGAAGUUGUAAGUCUCUGUUCCAGCGACACGUAUGUACCCGUAGUACAUACCAUAUAGCACAGCUCGGGAACACACGUACAAAUGGAAAUCACCUGUAAUCAUGGAGGUAAUCCGGUUAAUGGCACAGGUGGGACCAAACGGGUACUAAUUAUCUUCGCUCACCAAGACCGGAAGUCCUUUAAUGGAGAGCUUCUGAACGUGGCUACGCACGAGCUCGAAAGUCAAGGCCACACGAUAGAAAUAUCGGACCUGUAUUUACAAGACUUCAACCCAAUCGCCACAAAAUGUGAUAUUUCAGGAAAUUUAAAUGAUAAGAGGGUUCGUAACAACACCGACGGAGGGAAACAUUGCUGUGACGAAGGUGAAAUUUCACCGGAGAUCCGGUCCGAGAUGACUAAACUCGAGGCCGCAGAUCUCGUGAUAUUUCAGUUUCCGAUGUAUUGGUCUUCUACUCCUGCUAUUCUGAAGGGCUGGUUCGAUCGUGUUUUGCAGGACGGAUUUGCUUUUAAUUUCGAAAAACAACAGAUAUUAGACAACGGACUGAUGGCGGGGAAGACGGCGUUACUAUCCGUUACGACCGGGGGGAGUCGGUCAAUGCUGUCUGACCUCGGAGUGUCCGGAGACAUAAAUGUCCUCCUCUGGCCAAUACAGUAUGGAGUAUUACGGAUCUGUGGAUUCAACGUUCUUUCUCCCCAACUGUCGCAUGGGUUGCCGUUAAUUGCGGAAUCCACACGCACAGAUUAUCUAUCUGAGUGGCGGAAACGACUACAAAAAAUUUGGACGGAAGUCCCACUAUCCUUCCCGGCAUGCUCUGACUAUGAUUCAACCACAUUGACUCUCACCAAAGACUUUAUGGAUAGAACUAAACAAUCAGAAUGUUCGCCUUCUAUAGGACAUCACAUGAACAAACCUCUACCCCCACAAAAGUGUAGUUAUACGUCGGGGACAUCUAUGAACGUUUAAUCAACGUUAUAGUAUAGAUCAUGUAAUUUAAGUUGUGGUAUAUAUUAUCCACCAAGACACUGACAUCUGUCAUCUAAUGCCGGUAAUGAGUUAUCAUUAUGAACAUUACAAAACGUUACCUUUUAAUUCCACACCUUUCAAACCUUAUUCCAUUUGGUGACGUAAGUUUCCUGUUUAUUAUUAUUAUAUUUUACAAUAUUUUUUUAAAUAAAAAAAACAAUUGUC
Mizuhopecten yessoensis (Yesso scallop) is the source of this 1357-nucleotide messenger RNA. Its product is annotated as ribosyldihydronicotinamide dehydrogenase [quinone]-like. Gene Ontology annotation, molecular function: NAD(P)H dehydrogenase (quinone) activity. NCBI's taxonomy places the organism in Eukaryota, Metazoa, Mollusca, Bivalvia, Pectinida, Pectinidae. Gene Ontology annotation, cellular component: cytosol. The transcript has 5 exons. The record is from RefSeq and is a predicted model, not a curated record. The coding region runs from base 251 to 1132 and encodes 293 amino acids.